This is a messenger RNA of Felis catus (domestic cat), 5623 nucleotides long. RefSeq names its product FERM domain containing 4B (gene FRMD4B). Gene Ontology annotation, cellular component: cytoskeleton; adherens junction; bicellular tight junction. Gene Ontology annotation, biological process: establishment of epithelial cell polarity. Lineage: Eukaryota; Metazoa; Chordata; Mammalia; Carnivora; Felidae. The coding region runs from base 715 to 3690 and encodes 991 amino acids. The record is from RefSeq and is a predicted model, not a curated record. The transcript is spliced from 26 exons.
AUUUUUAUACAGGCUAUCUAAUCUCCACCUCACAACCCCCGCCCCACGCAGUAGGUGCUGUUAUACCCAUUCUAAAAAUGAGAAAGUUGAGGCACAUCUGCUCCCUGUCUCUUGGCCGCUGAAGUGUGAAAAAGUUCUAAUUCAGUACAGACUUCCUAUGAUUUCGGCAUAGGAAGUGCAUUCAUUUCUAAGAGUGAAUAAAGGUGACCUGAUUUGCUAAAUUCUUUCCUGUCAGAGAUAGUGCCUGCCUUGGUGGCCAAAGCCUUUUAAAAUAAAUGCUGCAAUGUUAUAUUUGCCAGGAUGAGGUGUUCAGAGAUAAUGCCUCUCAAAAAAAAAAAAAUGGGGAAGUCCUAUGAUCAAGAAAUUUGAGAACUUUGAGGUUAAACUAAAGGACACAAGAUUCUUGAUUGCCGACCUUCUCAGAGACUCGAAUAUAGCACGUGCAUUGUGAGUCACCAAGGCUUUGGUGAGAAAUCCGGAAGAAAGAAUGUGUGAAAGAAAAAGAUGACAACUAUGCAUGGCAAACAAAAUCCAAAGAUUAUUACAGUGAAAGCAAGAGGAAGUCAGAAGAAUACCUACUAGUAAAGGCUUUGGUGAGAAAUCCGGAAGAAAGAAUGUGUGAAAGAAAAAGAUGACAACUAUGCAUGGCAAACAAAAUCCAAAGAUUAUUACAGUGAAAGCAAGAGGAAGUCAGAAGAAUACCUACUAGUAAAGAUGACAGAGGGCAGGCACUGCCAGGUGCACCUCCUGGAUGAUAGGAGGCUGGAGCUGCUGGUUCAGCCCAAACUUUUAUCAAGAGAAUUGCUGGACCUUGUGGCUUCACAUUUCAACCUGAAAGAAAAGGAGUACUUUGGAAUAACAUUUACGGACGACACAGGUCAGCAGAACUGGCUACAGUUAGAUCACCGAGUUCUUGACCAUGAUCUGCCCAAGAAACCAGGCGCAACCAUUUUGCACUUCGCUGUGAGGUUUUACAUUGAGAGCAUAUCAUUUUUGAAGGAUAAAACCACCGUGGAGCUUUUUUUCCUGAAUGCAAAGUCCUGUGUACUCAAGGGGCAAAUCGAAGCGGACAGCGAAACCAUCUUCAAGUUAGCCGCACUUGUGUUACAGGAAGCCAAAGGGGAUUAUACCAGUGAUGAAAAUGCCAGGAAAGACUUAAAGACAUUACCAGCCUUUCCAACCAAAACCCUUCAGGAACAUCCAUCCCUGGCUUACUGUGAGGACAGGGUGAUUGAGCAUUAUUUGAAAAUCAAAGGUCUGACCCGGGGUCAAGCUGUGGUUCAGUAUAUGAAAAUAGUAGAAGCUCUACCAACCUAUGGAGUCCAUUAUUACGCAGUAAAGGAUAAACAAGGACUUCCUUGGUGGCUUGGAAUCAGCUACAAAGGAAUCGGCCAGUAUGAUCUGCAAGAUAAAGUGAAACCUCGGAAACUAUUCCAAUGGAAACAGCUUGAGAACUUGUAUUUCCGUGAGAAAAAAUUUGCCGUUGAAGUUCACGAUCCACGGAGGAUUUCUGUGUCAAGAAGAACCUUUGGGCAAAGUGGCCUCUUUGUGCAAACGUGGUAUGCAAACCCUUCUCUCAUCAAGUCCAUCUGGGUAAUGGCAAUUAGUCAGCAUCAGUUUUAUUUGGACCGGAAGCAGAGCAAAGCAAAAAUUCCUUCAGCCAGGAGUUUGGAUGAUAUCGCGAUGGAUUUGACAGACACAGGAACACCAAGGGUCUCCAAAAUGGUGACACUGGAAGCAAAAAGUCAGUUCAUCAUGGCGAGCAAUGGCAGCUUAAUAUCUUCAGGUUCUCAAGACUCAGAAGUUAGUGAGGAGCAGAAGAGGGAGAAAAUCCUCGAGCUCAGGAAGAAGGAGAAGCUCUUGCAAGAAAAACUCCUGAAGAAAGUCGAGGAGCUUAAGAAGAUCUGUUUGCGGGAGGCUGAGCUCACGGGCAAAAUGCCAAAGGAAUAUCCGCUGAACGUCGGUGAGAAACCGCCUCAGGUCAGAAGGCGUGUGGGUGCCGCGUUCAAACUGGAUGACAACCUGCUGCCCAGCGAGGAGGACCCUGCUCUACAAGAACUGGAGAGCAAUUUCCUAAUACAGCAAAAGCUGGUUGAAGCUGCGAAGAAACUUGCCAACGAGCCAGACCUUUGUAAAACCGUGAAGAAAAAACGAAAGCAGGAUUACACGGAUGCUGUGAAAAAGCUUCAGGACAUUGAAAACGCGAUAAAUGAAUACCGGAUCAGAUGUGGAAAGAAACCCAGCCAGAAAGCAACAGUGAUUUUACCAGAAGACAUAAUCCCAUCAGAGAGCAGCUCCUUGUCUGACACUACCACCUAUGAUGAUUCUGAUGCCUUCACUCUUGCUGGGCAGCGACCAAGUUCAGUACCUCAUUCUCCAAGAAUUCUUCCCCCCAAGUCUCUCGGUAUCGAGCGAAUCCAUUUCAGAAAGUCGUCUGUCAAUGAACAGUUUGUGGAUACCAGGCAGUCCAGGGAAAUGCUGUCGACACACAGCAGCCCUUACAGAACCCUGGAGAGGCGGCCCCAGGGAGGACGCAGCAUGCCCACCACACCGGUUCUCACCCGCAACGCCUACAGCAGCAGCCACUUGGAACCCGAAUCUUCUUCCCAACACUGCCGCCAGCGGAGUGGAAGCCUUGAGUCUCAGUCCCACCUGCUGUCUGAGAUGGACAACGAUAAGCCAUUUUUCUCCCUCUCCAAAUCCCAAAGAAGCAGUAGUACGGAAAUCCUGGAUGACGGGUCUUCCUACACCAGCCAAUCAAGCACAGAGUAUUACUGCGUGACGCCUGUUGCUGGCCCCUAUUACACUACUCAGACUCUGGACACUCGUGCCAGGGGCCGGAGAAGGUCUAAGAAACAGAAUGUUUCGACUUCAAAUUCAGGAAGCAUGCCCAACCUAGCACAAAAGGAUAGUUUGAGGAAUGGCGUCUACACAAAGAGUCAGGAACAACCUUCUUCUAGUUACUAUAUUGCCGGGUACCCACCAUAUGCAGAGUGUGACCUUUAUUACAGUGGCGGCUAUGUCUAUGAGAAUGACACUGAGGGACAGUACAGUGUCAAUCCUUCCUACCGGUCCUCGGUCCACUAUGGAUACGAGCGCCAAACGGACUAUAGCAGGUCCUUUCAUGAAGACGAGGUCGACCGGGUACCCCAUAACCCAUAUGCAACUCUCCGGCUGCCCAGGAAGCCUGCAGCUAAGUCAGAGCACAUCACCAAAAACAUCCACAAGGCCUUAGUUGCCGAGCACCUGCGUGGCUGGUACCAGCGGGCCUCUGGACAGAAGGAUCAGGGGCACAGCCCCCAGACUAGCUUUGACUCGGACAGGGGAUCGCAGAGAUGCCUGGGGUUUGCUGGCCUGCAAGUACCCUGCUCUCCCAGCAGUCGGACAUCUUCCUACUCUUCAGUAUCUUCUACAAAUGCUUCUGGGAACUGGAGGACCCAGAUAGCUGUAGGGCUAUCUGAAUACGAGACCCCGGCACAUUCUUCCUACACCAGCUGCUAUGGCAACAUCUAUAAUCCUUUGCCCUCUCCAGGCAGGCAAAAGCGAGGGCUUCUGUCCCGGAGAAUGGUUGUGUCUCCAGAAAUGAGAUCAGUUUUAAAUUCUCUUUUGCUAAGUGUAGCCAGCAGUAACAGUACACAGAGAUCAGUCAACUGGACAGUACAGAUGGAAACCGGUUGGAAGAAAGCCUGAAGAGUAGAGAGCAGAGGCUCUUUUGGCAUGAAGAUUCAAAGCCUGGAACAUUAGUCUGAACUGCACUUGGACCUCUUGACCAAGCACCGCGUUCUCACACUAGUGUGCCUUGCAAAAUGUGUUCGUCUUCCCAGAAAGCUAUUUGGCUUUAGAAAGCUAAAGGCAUCAAAGGUUGAAGAGAGGACUCUUGCUGCCCUGGAAGUGAAUCACACUCUAAGGCCACGGAAAAGCCCCUGAACCACAUGCCUUUCCAGCUCCGGGCACUAACCUAACAGCAAGGUGGAACCAUUGCCAAGGACAGACUCAGCCUUUAUCAGUAGCAAGCACUUGUUAAGGGAAUAAAAGUUGUUGAAGGCAAACCGUAAAACUGUGAAAAGUGUGUUCAGGGUCUCCAAUAGGAAGGAAGGUUGGGAAAUUUCAGAGCACAGUUCAGCAUGAUGAGAAGAAGAACAACGAGGAGCUCCUCAGUCAUUGCUCACCAUCGGAAAGUUUGGAGUUGUGAGCCGGCGAAGGAUGACAUGCUAUUGCUACAUGGACGUCAACAAUUGAGACAGUAUUGGAAAAUUACUUGAAGAGAAGCUGGAUUUUCAUGAAGUUCUGAAUGAGUGUAAAUGUUUUUAGGAUAUUAUAAAGAGUGAUGGUUUUCAUAAGCACCAUAAAAUGGGUUCCGGAAAGACUUACUGCCGGAGCAUCCUGUAAUAUAACUUUAUGGUAGCAGAUUGGGGGAAACACAGCAGCCCACUGAAUAAUUGACAAACUCUGCUUGGAGAAUUUUCUAAGGUCCAAUAUUAUUGGGCUUCUUUUUUCUUUCUACACCAGUGGCCUGAUGGGUUAUUAUUCAGGCUGGUAACUCUCCAAUUUGGUUGUCAUUUGAAAUGGCAGACCUGACAUGGAGAGUUUUUAUAAUCAAGAGUUUGAAAAACUAUUUUAAGGUAAUACACACAGAACCCAAAACAAAACAAAAGCCACAUCAUUUUAGAUGAAUUGCGUGCCUUAAAAUGGUGAACAUUAGGAAAGUAAGCAUAUUGUCCAGAUCCCACAGAGGGUUCUAAGUCACCAAGUGACAAAAACAAGAUUAGUCGUUAAAAAGGAAAAAACAAAAGCAAAACAAAACAAAAAACAACAAAAAACAAAAAAACAAAAAAACUCCAAGCUGCAGAUUUAAUUAUGAGGCUAAAACUACCUCAUACUUCACUUGGAAGAACUAAUUAGCUAUGGUUUAUGGUAGGGUUUUUAAAAAAAAAAAUUCCAUAUUCUAGAUUGAUCUUUUUUGUCAUCUUCACUCUGCUUCAAUAUUCCAUAAAAGGUGCUCCCUACCCCCCUUUUAUACAGGUUUCAUGUUCCUAUUGUGAAGAGAGAAGUUUCUGAACAACUUUUUUGGAACAUUUUCUAUCUAUAUUCCAAAGCAUGUAAUAUAUACAUAAAGAUGAUUUGUUAAACUGGUCCUUAGUCAUUUGUAUCAUUAAAAAUGAAGUUUGGGGAACGAAUUUGGAGCAAAACAGAAGACAUGCAGAAAAAUAAUAACUUAUUCCUUUUUGCAUAUUUGUAUAGCCUUCUAGAAACAGAAAUACUUUUGCAUAUUCUUUUACUGUUCUGACUUUUUAAGACCUAUUAUUUUUUUACAUAGGUCAAUAAACUGAAGGUGUGCUACUGAAAAUGUUUACGUAUUCUUCCAUUAUAUUCAGGGUUCAUCCAAAGCAGUUUGAAGUGUUCUACUUCAUGUAAUCCUCUUGGACAAGAUUGCAGAUUUUUAGUUGUAGUAUUACCAUAUUUUACUGACGCCAAGGUGCCCAUCUUUUCACAUUUACAUCCUUGAAAUCAGGAUGCAUCUUUUGACUGAUGGCAUGCUCUAAAGGAAUUGGCAGUGUUUUUUUCUUUCUUAGCGCUACAUAAAAUGAUGCUGUGUCUCACAAUAAAGUUGUCUUAGAACUGA